Messenger RNA from Didymodactylos carnosus, 336 nucleotides. The record is from the annotation of a GenBank genome assembly. Lineage: Eukaryota; Metazoa; Rotifera; Eurotatoria; Philodinida; Philodinidae.
AUGUGGUCAACGAAUCCGGCUAUAGUAAUUGGAUCAGAUUGUGGUACACGAUUAACUUUAGAUAAAGAUGGCGGCGACGAAGCACAUGGUGUAGAAGUGUUAUUUAGACUUAAAUUAUUUAAGUCGGAUGAAAUGGAAUCGGUCGAGGUCGUAGAGGAAGAUGAAGACGACCCAGACGGUGAAUGGAGAGUCGAAGAGGAUAAUCUACUGUUAGAUCGUGUAUGUAAAGUAGAUUUUGCCCGACUACAUAUUUUUGUGUUAUUGUAUUUGAUGGGCGGAGAAGCAGCUGUUGCUGCGAGAGCAGUGGUCUUCGAUCUUGUAAUAAUACCCAUCUAA